Molecule: messenger RNA, 1118 nt
Organism: Sciurus carolinensis (gray squirrel)
Lineage: Eukaryota; Metazoa; Chordata; Mammalia; Rodentia; Sciuridae
Gene: Ube2l3
Product: ubiquitin conjugating enzyme E2 L3
Exons: 5
Coding region: 145-555 (136 amino acids)
Biological process (GO): protein polyubiquitination; ubiquitin-dependent protein catabolic process
Cellular component (GO): nucleus
Molecular function (GO): ubiquitin conjugating enzyme activity
Source: RefSeq, a predicted model, not a curated record
CACCAGAUCCAAGAUGGCGGCCAGCAGGAGGCUGAUGAAGGUCUCGUCAAAUUGCCAAGUCUGAUAUUGAAACUGGCGAUCUUCCUACCUCAGCUUCCAGAAUUGCUGGGGUUACAGGAGCUUGAAGAGAUCCGCAAAUGUGGAAUGAAAAACUUCCGUAACAUCCAGGUUGAUGAAGCUAAUUUAUUGACUUGGCAAGGGCUUAUUGUUCCUGACAACCCUCCAUAUGAUAAGGGGGCCUUCAGAAUCGAAAUCAACUUUCCAGCAGAAUACCCAUUCAAACCACCGAAGAUCACAUUUAAAACAAAGAUCUACCACCCAAACAUCGAUGAAAAAGGGCAGGUCUGCCUGCCAGUAAUUAGUGCUGAGAACUGGAAACCAGCAACCAAGACCGACCAAGUAAUCCAGUCCCUCAUAGCACUGGUGAACGACCCCCAGCCCGAGCACCCGCUCCGGGCUGACCUAGCUGAAGAAUACUCUAAGGACCGUAAAAAAUUCUGUAAGAACGCUGAAGAGUUUACAAAGAAAUAUGGGGAAAAGCGACCUGUGGACUAAAUUCUGCCGCAAGUGAUUCCAGCAAGUGUGAGCAGAGACCCCGAGCAGUGCAUUCAGACACCCCGCAAAGCAGGACUCUGUGGAAAAUUGACACGUGCCACCGCCUGGCGUUUGCUUGUGGCAGUUACUAACUUUCUACAGUUUUCUUAAUCAAAAGUGGUCUAGGUAACCUGUAAAGAAAGGAUUAAAAAUUUCAGAUGUUCUAGUUUUGCUUUCUUUGUUUUAAAAAUCACUGCUUCAAUCUACUUCAAAAGAAUGGUGUUUCUUUUGUCCAAAUUUAUCCCAAAUCUUCAAGUUACAUUUAGCCCAUAAGGUUAAAAAAAAAAAUAAGGUUGUGGUUCCCCUUCUUCCCUGCCCUUGCAACUUCCACUUUCUCACAGUUUAUUUUUCAUAUAUUUACUUCCUCAGAACCAAUUACCCUGUGCUCCACAAAGGAGAAGAAAUGGCUCUGGUGAUUUUUCUUCUCCAAUAUCACACUGCCCCAUGUGGGAAUUAGUUCAAAUUCUCCUGCUGCCAAUUUAUAACAUUCUUCUAAAAAAUUACAAAACAAGGACCCCCCCCCC